AUGAUGCUGCGGAGGAUACCGGCGGCCGGUUUUCUGUUAGCUGUGGCGGCCUGCAGGGGAGCCCGUGCCAGCGCUUCCAACGGUGCACCUUCGAACGCAUUCAGUGACCCGACCUCGCCUCUUGCUGCCUUCUUCGGCAGCAGCAGCAGCAGCAGCAGCAGCAGCAGCAGCAGCAGCAGCAGCAGUUUCGGCAGUGUGUUCCAGGCAGGAAGCCCCUUGAGCUCGCCGACCAAUGGCAAGAUAAGCUUCCGGACCAAGACCAGGAACGGUGUACGAGGUCUCCUGCCGAAGCCGCCGAGGCUACGGCUGUGGGAGAAGGCGGGGGAUGACGAGGGACUGGACACCGCCAAGCGGUUCCUUCACAUCACCGCGGAGGCCCUGGUGCUGGAGGUGGAAGGCGAGGAUGAGUGCCUGUCGAUUGCUCGCGGGCCCGAGUCCCUUGGGGGCGCGCGCGUAAGGGUAGUGGCGCGGAAGGACGCCGGGAUCGAAGAAGCACCGGCGGCAGCGGCAGCAGGCGGGGAUUCUCGUUCUUCGACGGGAACGACGGCGACGAGGAUACCGGUGGAUGGUCUCUUCGGCGUGUACGACCUUCUCAGCGGACCGUUCGUCGCGGUCAUCAGCAGGUCAAGCCUCAGGUAUGCAAACAGCGACCUCGGCGUGGAGUUCCGCCAGGUGUCCAAGGUGCAGCUCGUCCCGGUCCUAGCCGCGCCCAGGUCUCUGGAUGACGGGCAGGCGAGAGAGGAGGCUAGGCUUCUGGCGCUCCUCGCCCUGGCGUUUCGCUCGCACCAGUUCUACUUCUCCCACGUGCACGACGUGACCCAGACCCUGCAGACGCUCCGUGUCUCCUCCUCCUCCAACUCAACGCCGGCGACCCCGCCGCCAUCAGCGAAGCGUUCUUCCGCGGCCUCCGUUUCCGGCGGGGCUCUGUCAAGCGGCAGCGGCGCGCGGAGGAAAGUAAAGACGAAGCGACAACCAGUUUCGGUGUCGAAGGACCCGAAGAAGAAGAGUACCCGCGCCGGCCGCACCGCCACGGCGGGGGCGCGCGCCGACGACGACCGGCGCCGGCGAAACGAGGGGGAAGCGCGGCGGCAAGGAUCACCCGCCACCCCGCCCACGGCAGUAGCGCCGCCCCCAGACCAACGAUUCUUUUGGAACUUGGGGGUCUUGGAGCCGCUGCUCGAGCUCCGGGAAGAGCUGGAAGGGCGGCGGAAUAGCGGCGGCGACGGGGGUGGUGCGACGGUGGCGGCCGUGGACCGGUGGCUGACGCCGGUGAUGAGCGGGUUCCUGCAGGUGGAGCGGGGCUGCCGCGCCGGGGAGCGGAGCUUCGACGUGAUGUUCGUCUCGAGGCGGAGUCGGCUGAGGCAGGGCACGAGGUACACGCGCCGCGGCAUCGACGACGGGGGGAACGUGGCCAACUUCGUGGAGACCGAGCAGUCGCUGCUGCACGAGGACCGCAGCGUCACCUCCCACGUCCAGAUCAGGGGCUCGAUCCCCGUGUUCUGGAGCUCUCCGACGAACCUAAGGUACCACCCUAAGGUCCGAAUAGACCCGAACCAGGAGGCUUCUCUGCGGGCGCUCAGGCGGCACUCGGAGGACCUGAUCCGUCUCUACGGCAAGAACGGCGGAGGCAUUGUCUUCAUCAACCUUGUCGACAAGAAGAAGGAACAGGGCGCCCUCGGAGAGGCUUUCGGGGCGGCUCUCAAGGCGGUAGAGGACGGAGACGGCGGUGCCAAACCCGUCUCCGACGAAGAUAAUGUCUGCUCUGAUUCGGGGUCCGCGGCGGCGGGCGGCGGCGGGGACGCUGGAGGGGGGGCGGCGGCUGUGGCUGUGGCUGCCCCGAAGCUGGCGGGGUCCCUGCGGCACGUGUGGUUUGACUUUCACCACGAGUGCCGGAACAUGCACUGGGAGAACCUCGACAAGCUUUUGGGCAUCGUGGACCGCGAGUUCGGAGAGCAGGGGUUCUACCACGCCGGUCCAGGGGGCGAGAUCCUCCGCCUCCAGGAUGGGGUGGUGCGGACGAAUUGCAUGGACUGCCUCGACCGGACGAACGUCGUGCAGAGCCUGCUCGCACGCCGGAGCAUGCUGGUCCAGCUGAGCGCGGUCGGAGUGGAUAUCCCGGAGCCGGAGGGGGGGGACAACGCGGCCUUGGCCCUUACCCUAGACAUGCUGGAGAUGCCGGCGGAAGAGCUGGAGAGGCGUUUUCGAGACGUUUGGGGUAACAACGCCGACGAAAUCAGCAUGCUCUACGCAGGCACGCCGGCUCUGAAAGGCGACUUCACCCGGACGGGACAGCGCACGAAAAUGGGACUACUCCAAGACGGGACGAACUCAGCCAUCCGCUACGUCGUCAACAACUUCCAGGACCACCGGCGGCAAGAGGCGGUCGAUCUCCUCCUUGGGUUCCACCACCCCGUCGUCGACCAGGACGGCAACAUCCUGGGCGAAUUCAUCCAGGACCCCCUCGACCUCGACCUCUGGGCGACGCGCCUCCCGCAGCCUCAGCAGGACGACGUUAAGAAGGGGCAGUCGGCGGCGUUGGCGGGAGCUAGGGAGAAGGGAGGAGGAGGAGGAGGAGGAGGAGGAGGAGGAGAAGGAGGAGGAGGUACAUCCGUGUCGCCGCUGUUGUCGUCGCCAAGAGGUGCCGGUAUCGUUGGCUGCGACAAUGCGGCGGCAGGGGAACUCGCUCGAGCUGAAACGGUUAGCCGCGGCGUCAACGACAACGACAACAGUGACGUCACCAGUGGGAGAAGUAGGCCUCCCACCAAGCAGGGGGACACGGUAAUUAUUGCGGCGAGAUUAACGCAGGAUAGAAAAACACCACGCAGCAAUGGACCCGCCUCGCACCUGGAUCGAAAAAGGAAGAUAAGCGAUGCUGAGGUUGCGACGGGGGUGUGGUCGGGUGUCGCUGGGCGUGCGGAAGGCGCUGGAGAUGGGCGAGAGGGGGGCUUGGGGACGACGGCUGCUGUCUCGGCCAGAAGAAAAGGUCACCGUGGUUUGGGGGAUGGCUAAGAAGAUCGAAGAAGCGUUGCAAAAUUUUGCAUAAGGUAAUAAUGCCUGCCUGGAUCCGAGCUCAGGGAUCGACUCCCUCGGCUGAUAGUCCUCUGCCCCUGCCAUCGUUGUUGCUGGCGAAAGGAUUGGCUUUAUGAACAAGCAGGAAGUAUCGGGGUUUUCUUGAGUGAUGUGCAUAUUGCCGUGGUUAGUGCGCUCGCCAUCGAGUAUUUUAAGUACACGAUAUCGUGGUAAUAGUCUUUUGUACUGUAGAUGUGUGCAUGAAUGCUAAGACCGAACAGAAAAAAAAUUGAGAUGAGUCCAUACACCAUGCACCCGGAAAUUUAGAGCGGCUGGCGGGUCUCUCGGAGAGAAGUCAUUUUCAUCGGUGAAUUCGGGUGGUACGUGAACACAUGUUUGCAAAACGAGAGGACAGCAUAACCGUGGGGGGGUGAGUGAACGCGAUGAUUCGCAAAAAAAAAUGUACUGGCUUCAUUGAUUGCCACAGCAAUAUAUUGUCCUUGGCUGUUGUCUCCGGGGAUAUAAGAAAGGAUCGUAUGGUAGAAGUAGUCUAAUAUGCUGCAAGAACUUUGUAGUCCACGCUGCUAUGUGGUAUGAUGUAAUGACCUGCCACGCAUGGUAAGGGCGUCACUCCCGGCGAAGCUCUGUGUAUCCCUGUAGUGCUUUUUGGGGGAAAGUCGUUCGGAUAAACGGGUUCUCUCCACCGGGAUUGACUCCCGUAUCUCGUUGUCUCGCAACGGAAUGGUGGUU
This is a messenger RNA of Ectocarpus sp. CCAP 1310/34, 3759 nucleotides long. The record is from the annotation of a GenBank genome assembly. NCBI's taxonomy places the organism in Eukaryota, Phaeophyceae, Ectocarpales, Ectocarpaceae.